Molecule: messenger RNA, 2465 nt
Organism: Leucoraja erinaceus (little skate)
Lineage: Eukaryota; Metazoa; Chordata; Chondrichthyes; Rajiformes; Rajidae
Product: anoctamin-10-like
Exons: 1
Coding region: 539-2416 (625 amino acids)
Biological process (GO): chloride transmembrane transport
Cellular component (GO): plasma membrane
Molecular function (GO): chloride channel activity
Source: RefSeq, a predicted model, not a curated record
AACAGUAUAAUGGUUCUGUGCGUUCCAGGCACCCACCACCCUCUGUGUAAAAAAAACCUGUUCCGCACAUCUCCUCUUGGCUGAAAGCUAUGGCCUCUUGUGAUUGACAUUUCCACUGGGCCUGUCUCUGUGCUGAAUCUGUAAAACUAAAGUAAACUAAAGAAGGGUUUUGGCCUGAAACGUUGCCUAUUUCCUUCGCUCCGUAGAUGCUGCUGCACCCGCUGAGUUUCUCCAACUUUUUUGUGUACCUUAAACUAAACUAAACUAAACACUGCCCCCCAGAGGAAAGCAAACGCAUUGAUAACCGAUGACAUACUCAAUGACAUCACAAACAUGAUUAGUUAAUGGCUGGUAAAGCCUUAAUCCUCCAGAAUUCACUCAACUCCCAAGGAAAUUAAAAUUCAACCAAACAGCAAUGUACAUUAAAGCUAGGUAUAAGAAGAUCUCAGUCACCCCUUGUUCAUGCAAUAGAUGUGACGCCUUCAGUAGAGUCUCAGGAAGAAGCAGCAAGGACUGGCAGCAAUAACUAAGGUGUCAGAUGGAUGAUGACUCCCAGAGUAGUUCUGUCUUCCCUUUGGCCCUGGUGGUCCUCGACCUUGCCCCCAAGGUCCAGCAGGAGACGGUGGACUGGCUGAUGGGCCGGAUCGAAGCCGCGAGGUCCUCGGACGGGGCGGAGCUGAAGGUGAAGGUGGUGGAGCGCUCGGAGGCCAAGGGGACGGUGCUGCUGGUGGGGGCCACGCUGGAGAGGCUGCUGCGGGGGGCCGAGGAGGCGGCCCUGGUCAAGGUCUACCAGGACGGCAACUUCCGGCCCUUCAGCUUCGCCGACCGCGCCAGCUUCCGCGAGACGGAGACCGAGCUCCUGACCACGGCCGAGAUGCUGUACAUCAUCAAGUUCCAGCUGGACAACCUCAAGGCUAAAGACGAGGAGCACAUCCCCGGAGAGCCAACGUCCAAGCUUCAGCCUGGCAAACCCAUCUUUGAGGUUCUGUGGAAGAGCAAACUGCUGACCAAACUCUACCCAAUGCACAACCGGGAGGAACUGGAGAAGCUUAAAGCCUUGUGGAGGAAUCGUAGCUACCUCAUUGACCAGCCUGUGCAGGCCUUGAGAAGCUACUUUGGUGAGUCUGUGGCCCUGUACUUUAACUUCCUGGGUUAUUUCACCUGGGGCCUGGCCUUCCGCACACUCCUUGAGCUCUUCUUCUACGUCACCAAGCUGAAGGACCGCGGCGGGUGCAUUGUGUGCGCCCUCUACAACAUGCUGUGGUCCACGGUCUUCCUCGAGGGCUGGAAGCGCCGCAGCUCGGAGCUGGCCUUCAAAUGGGGGACCCUGCGUCAGAUGGAGAGCUUCGACAAGGUGCGAGCCGGCUACAUGGACAAGCUGGGCGCCGACCUGAUCCCGGAGACGGCCAUGCUGGACCGCCAACGGAGCAUCAAGAUGGCGUUCCGAUCCGUCCCGUUCCUGGUGGGAAGCCUCGUCAUCAGCGUGGGGCUCAUCGUGAUGUUCAUCAAGGCGGACAAGAUGGCCCGGGAAAUGGAUACCAAGGAAGAGUCGGUGCGGAGUUUGUUGAUGACGUACAUGCCCAUCUUGGUCUACAGUGUCACAGUGGAGGUCCUCAACAGGGUGUAUCUCGCCAUGGCCAAGGUGGUGACGGAGAUGGAGAACCAUCGCCUGGUGUCCACCCACGAGAACCACCUGAUCGCCAAAGUCCUCAUCUUCUACCUCAUCAACAACUUUGGCAUGCAUUACUACGUGGCCUUUUACCUGAAGGACCUCAAGUUGCUGGCCGAUAUCCUCUCCGCCCAGCUGCUCGUCCACCAGGUGGUGGGACAGUUCUUUGACACCGUGCUCCCGUACUCCAUGACCAGCAUCAGGCUCCGGCGCUUAAACAAGGCCCAGCCUGACGCCAAUGCCGGCCUGCACCUGAUCGAGGCCGAGGGCAACAUGAGGGACAACAAAGGCAGCCUGCUGGAGGACUACCUGGAGCUCUUCAUCAAGUUUGGCUUUGUCUCCCUCUUCUCCAGCGUCUACCCGCUGGCCGGCUCCUUCAGCUUCCUCAACAACCUCCUGGGCAUCAAGUUGGAAAGCAUGAAGUUCAGCCAGGUGUUGCAGCGGCAGUUCCCGGUCCCCUCGUCGAACAUCAGCGCCUGGCGCUUGGCCUUCGAGUACCUCACCACCCUGGCCAUCAUCACCAACUGCGGACUGAUCAGCAUGUCGCCCGAGUUCAGGAACCUCUUCUCGGAACUCCCCGACCUCCACUAUUUCCUCCUGGCUGUGGCGUUGGAGCACGGGUUCUUCGGCAUGCAGCGGGUGUUGCGUUUGGCCGUCCCGGAGAUACCCGCCGACAUGGAGGUCAAGCUGAACAAGAUAGAGCUAGAGUGCAGAAGAGCUAUGUUCUAUAAUGAAUCGUGUCGAUGAGGGUCCUUCAGAAGUAUCUAACGACUCUCAGAAUCAUUAAAGCAGUUCU